AUGGACGACGCGAGCUUGGUGCUGGGCAAAGCCGAGUACUCGCCCUCGAACUACGGCUCUGGCGACCUGGGCGACUACGACUCCGACUUUCGCUCCCCUCGCACCCUCGCUCGUCGCUUCUUCAGCAGCUUUCUCCGCGAUCCCAACGCCCACGCCACUCCCAAGGGCGUGGUCAGCGCGGACGGCCGGACGUACGAUGUCGAGACUGCCGUGCAGAACACGGCCACUUCGCCCCUCUCCCGACAUCUCAAAGGCCGGCAUCUUCAGAUGAUCGCCAUCGGUGGUUCCAUUGGCACUGGUUUGUUCGUCAGCUCGGGCGAGUCCUUCGCCGCCGGCGGCCCGGCCUCGGUGCUCAUCAGCUUCGUGCUCACCGGGAUGAUGCUGUACUGUACUGUGCAUGCGCUGGGCGAGAUGGCCGUCUUGUUCCCCGUUGCCGGCUCGUUCUCCGCUUAUUCCACUCGCUUCCUCGACCCCGCGUGGGGGUUUGCUAUGGGUUGGAACUACGCUCUCCAAUGGCUUGUCGUCUUGCCGCUGGAAGUAGUGUCGGCAACUCUGACAAUCAACUACUGGUCGGACCAGAAAAUCAACAAUGACGCCUGGGUGGCCAUCUUUCUGUUCCUCAUUAUCGGCAUCAACCUGUUCGGCGUCCGAGGAUACGGCGAGGCAGAAUUCAUCUUCUCCAUCGUCAAAGUUACCGCCAUCAUCGGCUACAUCGUGCUUGGAGUCAUCAUCGAUUGUGGCGGCGGGACCGACGGCAGUUACAUCGGGGGCAAGUUAUGGCACCACCCCGGCGCCUUCAAUCACGGCUUCAAGGGCUUGUGUAGCGUCUUUGUCAACGCCGCGUUUGCUUUUGGAGGAACCGAGCUGGUCGGGUUGGCGGCCGCGGAGACUGCCAAUCCCCGCAAAUCCCUCCCGACGGCCGUCAAGCAGGUCUUCUGGCGCAUCACCCUCUUCUACGUCGUCUCGCUGACUCUUGUCGGCCUUCUCGUCCCUUACACCGACAAGCGACUCCUCGGCGGCAACGGCCCACAGCCCAGCAAGGCAUCCCCAUUCGUCAUCUCCAUCCGAGACGCCGGCAUUGCCGGCCUCCCUUCGGUGUUCAACGCAGUCAUCCUGGUCGCCGUCCUCUCCGUCGGCAACUCCGCCGUCUACGGUAGUUCGCGCACCCUCGCUGCCUUGGCAGAGCAGAAUCAAGCGCCCAAGAUUCUCGCAUACAUCGACAGAAGAGGCCGUCCAAUCGUCGCCAUUGGAAUCGCAUCCGUCCUCGGUUUCCUGGCCUUCUUUGCGGGUUCAAAUCUAUGGGAGUCAGCGUUCAAUUGGCUCCUCGCCCUCUCCGGUCUCUCGUCAGUCUUCACUUGGGGCAGCAUCUGCCUUGCUCAUAUCCGCUUCCGACGCGGCUGGAAGAAGCAAGGACACACGCUCGACGAACUCGCCUUUCGCAGCCAGCCAGGCAUCAUCGGGUCCUGGGUCGGCUUCAUCUUCAACUGCCUUGUCCUCGUUGCGGAGUUCUGGACGUCCGCGUUCCCCGUCGGUUAUGGUGAAAUCACUGGUGAUAAUCGCGCCGAGUAUUUCUUCGGAAUUUAUCUCGCCGCGCCGAUUGUUAUUGUCAUGUACUUGGGGUGGAAGAUUUACUAUCGCACCCCGUUUAUCCGAACCCACAACAUGGACCUCCACACCGGCAUGCGCGAUCUCAAUAUCCAAGACCUGAUUAUUGAAGAGAGGGCGGAGCGGGCGGCGUGGCCAUUGUGGAGGAGAGUAUACAAGUUCUUCUGCUAA
Messenger RNA from Neohortaea acidophila, 1776 nucleotides. RefSeq names its product amino acid permease-domain-containing protein. Bases 1 to 1776 code for a protein of 591 amino acids. The transcript has 3 exons. Gene Ontology annotation, biological process: amino acid transmembrane transport. The record is from RefSeq and is a predicted model, not a curated record. NCBI's taxonomy places the organism in Eukaryota, Fungi, Ascomycota, Dothideomycetes, Mycosphaerellales, Teratosphaeriaceae. Gene Ontology annotation, molecular function: amino acid transmembrane transporter activity. Gene Ontology annotation, cellular component: membrane.